AUGGGGAUCCAUGUUCGUGAUGGAAUGCGGGAGAUGGGAAACGUAUUCAGAGGCAAAAAGAACAAGCGACAGAGUAGUAUGACCGGGCAGGCGCAGCCGCACAGGGAGCAUGAGCAAAAAUCUGUUAAUGACGAGCAGCGAAAUGGGUCCUGGAAGAAUGGCGCGCCAGGAAACGUUGACGACGACGAGCAACAGCAAGACUGGCGUCGGUCAAACAUCGGAGUUGGUGAGUUUGGUGGAGAGCGCGGACCAGGACAGCGAUCCCCUCGUAUCAUCGCUCCCAAUCCUCCGCAGCUGGACAACGGAGGGCAUGGGCAGGUGGCGGUCCGAUCAGAUGCGGGUGUGGUCCUGUACGACGGUGAUUACAAUUCGGAGGAGAACGAAGUGUUCGGACUAGUCCAGCAGGAGGAGGAGACGGCUGAGCAACGAUCCGAGGCAGUACGUCAACAACACAACCACGAGAUAUCACGCCUGAAAGUCAAGCACGAAGCGGCAUUGAGGGACCUCCGAGAUGAGCUUCGACAGAACUAUCGAUCUGACUUGGCGCGCGAGAAGGAUCAAGUCGGCGAUAUCUGGAAAAAGAAGUAUCACGAGAGCUGCGAGGGCCUCCGCCGAGGCCACGAGGCAGAAACGAAGCGGCUUGAAGACGAACAUCAGCGAGCUUUCCAAGAAGUGAAGAAGUCUUAUCAGGACUGGCACGAUAAUUCAACCAUUCGCAUCCAACGGGACCACACGAGCCAGCUGGCACAGUCGGAGCGGGAGCAUGAGAGAGAGUGUCAGGAGCUCCGCUCUGAGCUUAGUGAACAGCACCGUACCUUGCAACAAAAGUAUGAUACGGAAUUGAAUCACCUCAAGGGUCGGCAUCAGACAGUCUGCCAGGGUCUGGACAAUGAAGUCGAGAACCAACGCACGGCCGUCAAGACGCUACGAGAGCAGCAUCAGAUCAAAAUUGUCGAGCUCGAUGAACAACACAAGGAGCAAUGCAGCAAUGUUGGCCGCACUUAUCAACAGCAGCUAGACGAUGCCAAGCUGCGCCACGAGCAAGCGGAACAUCGCCAGGUAGCAGCGCAUAAGGAUGAGCAGCAGGCGACGGCUGACGAACGAGCCAAAGCACUGUUUGACCUCGAGCAGAAGCAUAAAUUAACAUUAGAAAAAUUCCGCCAAGAGCAGGGAGCGCUAAGUCACAAUCUCAAGCAAGCGAAGCUUCAGCUGCAGAAGCAGAUGUACGAUGCCCAGCGAGAGGUCGAAGAGGUUGAGACGACCCAUCGAGCUGAGCUGAAAGCGCUGAAGGACAAGAUGCAAGCCGUCCAUCAAACCACGCUGGAGCAACAUAAGACCGCCAUCAAAGCUCUCGAUGCCAAGCAUGCUCAGGCCAAUCACUAUGCACAGAACCAGAUCGAGGAGCUGAACGCAGCUCUGCUAGUCCGAGACGACGAGGUAUAUCGCGCAAAGAUCUUUGUGAUCAAAGAUCUGCCACAAAGACCCGACGACAAGAUCAGGGAGAGCUUCGCCCAGACUGAAAAGCUGAUCGACGACCUCAGUGAUAGACAUGCAUGGGAUCCGGCAAGAGAAAUCUGGCCUGACCACGUGCUGCAAAGGUUGUGUGGCUCUGACGAAAUGCGGAUGCUUAGGAAGUCAAUCAUUCGGGACCUCAUUUGGUGCUUGUUAUUCCAGUUUGUGUUUGCUCAUCCUUUUCGCAUGUUUGGUGAGGAGGGUGAUAAGUUGCAAGCAUUAUGGUCUGAUGCUUCUGGUCAAGACGUUGCGGUCAAGGACUACAUUAAUGAACGACCCACGCCGAGCGUGAAGACCGAACGAUGGAGGUACAUGACAUUGGAGGAGUGCUAUCUAAUCUUGACACAACCUGUUCCAGCGUUCAUGAUACAGCGGGAGAGGAUCAAGACGGCGUAUCAGCUCAAUAUCGCAGCCCUGGCUAAAGCGAUCGAGACGACGCUUGCCAAAGCCAUCCGGCCGACUGCUGAGAUGACCGAGACAGCCAACAACCUUGCUAGACGAGCUUCAAAGCUGUGGCUGGAUUUGGGAAGGCAUCGGUGCCGCAUUGUCGUGCGCCAGGCCGGACGAGGGCCGAAGGCUAUCGAGGACCGGAUUAGUUCCAUGCUCAGUGGGUCUUUCAAGCUGACGAUUACGCCAAUCAUUGGGAGAUAUGGUAAUAAUAAGGGCUCGGACCUGGAGAACUUCACCUCCAUUACAGGAUCUGCGAAUAACACGUACGAGAUCCCGAAGAGUCAAGUGAUUGCUUAG
This is a messenger RNA of Recurvomyces mirabilis, 2259 nucleotides long. RefSeq lists its product as uncharacterized. The transcript is spliced from 2 exons. The coding region runs from base 1 to 2259 and encodes 752 amino acids. Lineage: Eukaryota; Fungi; Ascomycota; Dothideomycetes; Mycosphaerellales; Teratosphaeriaceae. The record is from RefSeq and is a predicted model, not a curated record.